Molecule: messenger RNA, 276 nt
Organism: Aphanomyces invadans
Lineage: Eukaryota; Oomycota; Saprolegniomycetes; Saprolegniales; Verrucalvaceae
Exons: 2
Coding region: 1-276 (91 amino acids)
Source: RefSeq, a predicted model, not a curated record
AUGCUGAGUGGCAACGAUGUCGGGGACACCUCCCCAGUGUCCAAAGCGGCCUUUCGCCAACAAAACAAGUGGCUGCUCGAGCUCGUGGAGAACGCAACUUUGGCCGCCAACGCCACGAUCAUCGACUACUCGGACAACUACUGCUGGAACGACUCGUGUGGCGUCAUUGACGACCUCGGCCGCCCAGUCAUGAAGGACAACGACCACAUGACCCGCACGUUCACGCACAAGUACCUUGGCUCUGGAUCAGCCGAGCUCCAUCACUUUUACUCAUAA